This is a messenger RNA of Jaminaea rosea, 5200 nucleotides long. RefSeq lists its product as hypothetical. Gene Ontology annotation, biological process: phosphorelay signal transduction system. The record is from RefSeq and is a predicted model, not a curated record. Lineage: Eukaryota; Fungi; Basidiomycota; Exobasidiomycetes; Microstromatales. The coding region runs from base 46 to 5070 and encodes 1674 amino acids. The transcript has a single exon.
ACUCCAUCGCUCCCUGUGUUCCCUCCGCCUGCUGCUGCUCAAGGCAUGGCUAGCAGCAGUAAAUUCAGAUCUGGUGAAAAGGAAGAAGAAGAGGGUGCGGCUCUUCAGUCUUCGCGCAUACACGGCAACGGGGAAGCGGCCCUGCCACCAUCGUCAUCCUCAUCCCCAUCCUCUUCAGCAGCAAUGGGCUGCCUACCGACGAGGCGCCCUUCCCCAACUCCUACUCCUCCGAUCACUACUCGAGUUCAAUCUCCGUCCCCUUCUCCUCCAUCCUCUUCGACACAAAGGGAGGGUGGUAGUGUCGUGAACGAUCGUAGCGAAAGCCCUGCUACUCCGGCGCACCCAGAUGAUCAUACUUCUAUGCCGCGGCAAACGGUGCAUCGCUCCAUCAGUACGCCAUUGAGUCAUCGUAUGGGAGAUCUGAGACAUCCUCGUCCAUCACAGCGAGCGACAUCAUCGUACAAUGAGGGAGCUGCGACCUCGCGCAACGGUCUUGCAUCCCCCCAAGCAGCGUCGCAUUCUGCUACCUCGUCCUCGAUCCGGCAUACAACCUCGGUCCCUUCACCUUCCUCCUCAUCGCCUCUGCACGAGGACCUCUCUUCCCCCUCUGCUCUAGCCCAACACAUACUCGACACACUUCAGCUGCCCAUCUCUCACCUCCUACAUACCAUCCCCCACCACCUCCUCGAGGAGUCGCAAGAGAUGCUCUCCGCGACCAGCCUUCACGUACCAGUCGCAACCGUCCAGGCUGUAUUGGAGGCCUUCAGAGGGCUGAAUUGGAUCAGUGGCAGGGUAGCUACCCAUCCCUCUGAUGGCGAGCCAUCGAGAGAAAGUAGCUUUGAUUUGGUUGAGCUGGUGCAACGAGCCGCAGACGUUGUUUCUGGUCAGGCAGCGGACAAAGGCAUCGAGGUUGUGCUCCUUUCAGACAACUCGUCAAACCCCACGAGCUCAGCAAGUCAGCUGCAAGUUAUGGCCAAUGGGGAUGUAGGAGCGGUGCGCUGCCUCCUUAUCCACACCAUGUCGCGCUACAUCGACCUCUCCCCGAAAGGCUCGACGGUAGAGGUGGAUCUGCUCCUCGAGAAGAACCAGAUCGCCUUCGCCCUAGGAACUCAGACGCCAUCUGGAGCUAUGCCUCCGCGGUCCGAGCUCUUUGCUCCUGAAGGCUACAUGCUCCAGCUGGCUGGCGCAGAUUGGGCGGUAGCAGAUGGGGAGAAGCUCAAAGGCAGGCUCAGCUUCCCGUCCAUCGUCGCGUCUCUGGCCCCGCCAGGCGCGCCCACGUCGACCGUGACUACCAAGACCGACGCGCAGGAGAAGAUCCCCCACCUUUCCCGCCCCUCUCUAGCAGAAGAUCCCACGCCGACCCAGCUGAGCAACUUUGCCGCGUUCGAGCUCAAGGAUCAGCGCGCUGCUCUACACGCCGACAGCGAAAGCCCCUUCGCCGCUGGUCUCACGGAUCUCCUACAGCGGUUCGGCUGUGAAGUGACUCGAAUUGCGACCGGUGAUCACGGUGAGGGUCCAGGAGGAGCAGCAGCUGCAACCACGCCGGCGAAGACGGCCAUUGCGCUUUCUGGGGGCGAUGGGAGGCCGGCGCUUGUGGAGUACAAGUCGGACUUGGCAAAGGAGAUUUCUUCAUCAGGCGACGCUGCGGGGGAGAAGAUCGAUAAAGUGCAAGCCGUGUUGGAUCCGGUCUCCGGUGUGCCCGUCAUGCUCGGCGAUAAGCCAGAUGGCGGUUACAGCACAGCCCCCGUAUCACCAGCAGGCUCAGCGCAGCCGUCUUCCGUCCCUAUGGAGCGCAAUACCACAUCAGGCUCAGCCAACUCUAACGCCAGCACCGUGCGAGCCACCUCGCCGAGCGCUGUCAGCAGCGGCGGCGGCGACGAGAUGCCCGCCUUCUCCUUCCUCAUGAUCGACGAUGACGUUGAAGUGCUACAGCAAGAGCUCCUGCGCAUGCGAUCGGCCCUUCCCAUCCUACGUACAGCGUUGGGGCAGACAACGCCUCACCCGGACAAUGCGGCAGCCGUCGCAUCAGCCGAGUUUCCAUUGGAUGGAAGAGGACCGUCAACGUCAGUCUCCCCGCCUCGCAGUGCGACGCAGGCCAUCAUAUUCUUCUCGUCGCUCGCCACUUAUCGCUCGAUAAAGGAUCUGGUACAGCGCCUACUCGAAGGAGGCGUGCAAGCUCCGGGUGACAGCAAUGUUACCACACCCAGCGAUGUGGCCGCCAACGCUCUCCUGCCCGAGAUAGUUGUCAUCCCUAAGCCAGCCGGCGCCCGCCGAAUCCUCACUGCCCUGCAUACAGCCGUGCGCAAACCGUUCGUCGAUGCAGCUUUUACGCCUAUCGCAACCAGUCCGAGCUCGCCGCACUUGUGGGGCUCAAGAACGCGGUCAUCGACGAACACGAAGGGUACGUCCGCCGCAGCCUCUCCUUCGCACGAAAGCAAAGGAAACACUCCCGCACCUCCACAACAAGAUGUUUCACCGUCAAAGAAGUCGGCUCCCUCCUCGCCAUCUCAGCAAUCAGCAUGGAGCGCAGCGACGCCAGCGUCGCCACCACGCUCCAGCGCCAAUGUUCCCACGUCGCCCCGACGAUCUCCGAACAGGCGUGGACCAGGUAUGAAGAUCCCCAACUUCCCUCGCACAGAUCCGGCGUCCGUCAUGGCCAGCACGCCGUCCCUCCCUACGCCAUUGCGUCAGGAGCUGUCGAGAAGCAACAGCUCAGAGGGUGGUAAUGAAGAGGAGGCUGCGAGCCCAACAAUGCAGCAACAUGCUUCACAAGCGGGGGCCACCCUCCAGCCGCAGUCGCGUUCCCCCGUCCUCCACGCCCUGCGCACUAGUGGCGGCAGCCGUGGCUCCCCCUCGAACUCGACCUCCGCCUCCCCCUCCGUCACCGGAAGCAACCUCCUCACCCCAGCACCACCCCUGUCUUCCCAUUCAUCACAUCGCUCGUCCACCGGCUCGAGCAGUCCAAUGCCGGUAGAAGCUCUUGAAUACUUCAGCGAGACGGCAGCCCGUCUCGGAACUGGUCUGGGCGCAGGAGGUGGAGGAGGAGCGAGCGGGAUGAUGAUACAGUCGCACGAUGGGAAGCCCGCUGGCAUCUUCUUUCAGCCCAUCAAGCCGCCCGCGCUGGGUCGUAGAAGUAACAGUGCGUACAGUCACGGGAGCGCGGGGACGAGGAGAAGUGGCGCCUCGCGUGGGGGAGGGAGUGGGGGAGCGAAUACGCCUGCUGCGAUUGGGGCUGGUGGUAAUGGCACCUCGCCGAAUAAGUCGGGCGAAGUCUCGCCGCACCCGAGCAGCGCGAGCGCGAGCAGUGCAGGUGGAAGUGCAGGAAGCAGCAACCAGAGCAACUUCCGACGUCGAAUCUCUGGCGGCAGCGCCGGUGGGGAUGUGCAAGACGAUGCGUCCACCGCGGCUGUUACGUCUCCCCGUGCAAGACCGCUGGCAAAGAUCCUGGACGAGUCGGGCACGGCGGGCGAAACGCCUUCUGAGAGGCAACGACGUCUUUCCUCCGAGGGCGCGAACAGUAUGCAGCUUGAUGGGACAGCGUCUGACAGUGGGCAAGUGACACCCUUGACAUCGUCCAACUUGGAACAUCUCGGAGAUGAGCAGUCGCCUCAAUCUGACGGCACGACCGCUGAACCACCAACGUUGGCCUCAAGGAACGGCGUAGGGCAAGAUUCAGCGGGUCCAUCGACAUCGUCAUCAUUGCUCACGGCCCGCUCCCCAGCAACGGACUGGCAGUCUGCGCCACCAGGUACCCUCUUCUCGCCGCAGGUGGGCAUCGAUCAAGUACUUGCAGCAAAGUCGCCCCCGCUGGCCACGCCAAUCUCUCAGCCUUUCUCUUCCGCAUCAUUGGCGCCGCAGUCAUCAGGAGCGUCAGCGUCGACAUCGCUGCAGGCAAUUGCUGGAGAGGAGAGUAGGGAUAGCGAUGUCAGGAGACAGCAGGGCAUUGAGAUGUCCAGAGGUCCGUCGCCCGCUGUGCCUACACCGCCCCUGCCAGUCGUGCGUCGUGUAUCCGCGAGCCGACGCGCUGAUGAGGCCAAUUCAACUGCCCCUCAGCCAGGCGCUACUGCCACUGCCUCGCGGCAGGCAGAGCGCACAGAGCAUGACAACGCGAACGUGAACGAUGCUAUCAACGAAUCCACCUCGCCCGAACAACCUGUCAGCGUUCCUCCCUCGGCAGCAGCAGCGUCAACAGCCGCCGCUUCCACUGGCGCGGGCCCCUCCUCUGGCGUUCGUCCAUCUGCGCAACCGCAAUCUGGCCUCCUAAUCGGCGCAGGGUUCGCCCCAACUACACGUCGCGGCGCUCCUUCGCGUCGAGCCGCAGUACGGGAGAAAGUCCUGCCGCCCAUUAAGGUGCUGAUCGUUGAGGACAACCCCAUUAAUCAGCGCAUCUUGAAGCAGUUCAUGAACCGCAAGCGCAUCCAGUCCGAAGUCGCCGUCAACGGACGCGAGGCGGUGGACAAAUGGGCUACUGGUGGUUUCCAUCUCAUCUUGAUGGACAUCCAGCUGCCCGUCAUGGAUGGUAUUGAGGCAACGAAGGAGAUCAGAAGACGCGAGAUGAGUGAGGGAGUCGUGCCGCCAACCAGUCCUUCGGGUGGACCGACUUCUGGUGGACAGGGCAGGUUGGGCGUUGACGGAAUGUCGACCACCACAACCGGCACCUCCUCUUCAGCUUCGUCAACAAGUCUCACAACCCCCAACACGGCCCUGAGCACCCCGGCCUCUACCCCCUUCCGCGCCUCCGUCAUCAUCGUCGCGCUGACAGCCUCUUCCCUCAACUCGGACAAGGUAGCCGCCCUUUCCUCAGGCUGCAACGACUUCCUGCAGAAGCCCGUCAGUCUCGUCUGGCUGGAGAAGAAGAUCAUCGAAUGGGGAAGCAUGCAGUACAUCGUUGGGUAUCUCGGAGAAGAGCAGCGCAGAGCGAUCGGCGCGGGAAGUAGCGCUGGGAAGAGGGGAGGUUAUGGGACUUCUGGAGCUGGGCCUGAUGUUAGGAAGGCGUUUGGCAAGGCGCCAGAUGUCAAGGCGCGACAGCUGGCUAGUAGGUUGCAUUUGCCUGCAACGAAGGCGAAGUGAAUGUGAGGGGAGAAGGAGGAGGGUGGAUUGAGCGUCACCGAGAGGAAGAAAGAGUCAUUCAGGGAUUCGUGGCGGUUUCAUCCUCGUGACCUCUCUAAUCGAUAUGGUGCUAUUCCAGUGCGAUGCGACG